Molecule: messenger RNA, 843 nt
Organism: Leptonychotes weddellii (Weddell seal)
Lineage: Eukaryota; Metazoa; Chordata; Mammalia; Carnivora; Phocidae
Source: RefSeq, a predicted model, not a curated record
CUUCUGCGUCCUGGUGCUGCGUCGUCAUGGAGCCUGUGCGGUCCUUUAGCCAAGAUGCCUGAGGAAACCCAGACCCAAGACCAGCCGAUGGAGGAGGAGGAGGUGGAGACGUUCGCCUUCCAGGCGGAGAUCGCCCAGUUGAUGUCCCUGAUCAUCAACACCUUCUACUCGAAUAAGGAGAUCUUUCUCAGGGAGCUGAUUUCCAACUCGUCGGACGCUUUGGACAAAAUCAGAUACGAGAGCUUGACCGAUCCCAGUAAGCUAGACUCUGGGAAAGAGCUGCACAUUAACCUCAUUCCGAACAAGCAAGACCGAACCCUCACCAUCGUGGAUACCGGCAUUGGCAUGACCAAGGCCGAUUUGAUCAAUAAUCUGGGUACUAUCGCAAAGUCUGGGACCAAAGCAUUCAUGGAAGCUUUGCAGGCUGGUGCAGAUAUUUCUAUGAUUGGCCAGUUUGGUGUCGGGUUCUAUUCUGCCUACUUGGUUGCUGAGAAAGUGACGGUGAUCACCAAGCAUAACGAUGAUGAGCAGUAUGCCUGGGAGUCUUCUAUUACAGAGCACUUAAGAGCAAAACCCAGCCCACGUCGAGUGUUCUGGUCUCCGUGCAAUGAAUACAAAGGGAUUAUUGGCAAAGUCACCGACCAGGGCUUCUGCGAACUAUGGAAGGAAGCAGCAGGUGUGAAAUCCAUUCGGAUCUUGCCCGUCUCCGUCCUCCUCAUCACACCCACCCCAAGUCAGAGAACCACCCUGCAGAACAUUGCAAAGAUCACAACACAAAAACAAGGACCAGCGUGUCUUUGUUUCCAGCUACAGGUUUAUUUCCAUGACAAAAUCGAUUUGUAG